AUGGCAAACAGCACCACACAGAACACCACCAUAGCAAACACACAUAAAGACCUGACAGGGAUUCCACGCGUUGUGGGGGGAUUUGGUGUUUCCAGACGACACUCAUACAAACAACAACACAACAAUGACCCAUGUGCCCACUGCUGCAAAAGGUGCACGCAGACACAUACCUCUCUCAUAACCGUGAAGCGGCACCCACAACAGCGACUCCACAUCCCAGACUCCCACUCAGCCUGCAUAAGUGUACGCGUGGAAGGCCCUAACGACCACUCCCCGCAGCAAAGCAGCAACGCAUGCCCCCAUACACCUGGGCAACCGCAGGUGCACAGAAGAGUAAUAGAAGGCGUAGAAAAGCAACAAAGAGACAAAUAA
Molecule: messenger RNA, 372 nt
Organism: Trypanosoma theileri
Lineage: Eukaryota; Euglenozoa; Kinetoplastea; Trypanosomatida; Trypanosomatidae
Exons: 1
Coding region: 1-372 (123 amino acids)
Source: RefSeq, a predicted model, not a curated record